AUGCGUACCGAGACGAAGAAGAAGAAGAAGGAAACGACCGUAGCGUGGCUGCAGGUGCUGUCGCGGGACGCGGAGAAGCCGCAUGCCGCCGUUGCACACGCGCACGUGCCGUCGGCGUGGUGGCACGGACCGGCGGCGACGACGCCGGGCAACAGCACGCUGCGGCGAAAGUCGCCUUCAGCCGACGACGACGACGACGACGACGACGAGGACAAGCUGCACCGCCGCAAGUCACGUCGUGUCAGCGAUGACCACGACGACUGGCGCGAAACCGCUCCCAGCCCGUCGAGCGUGGCCACCAGCGAAGAUGACGACGACGACGACGCGCCGAGCCCUUUGUCGAGUGUGGCGACAAGCGACGACGCGCCGAGCCUUAGCACCGCCACUGACACGAGCUAUGAUGACGACGACGACAGCACCAGCUCGGCGCCACCGUCUGACGACGACGACGCGGUCGCAUCGCUGCGUAUCACGCUGUACAGCAACGACAGGAUGGUGCCCGAGGCCGGGGCCGCGCAGGCAAGCUCGACUACCCCGCCCGGCUGCGCAGAGCUCGGCGCCGCUUGCGCGCGCUGCGCUGCCGAACGCGCCGCCCUCCACGCCGUGCUGGACGCAGCCGACGCGCGCGCUGUCCGUGCCCAGGCGGUCGCGGACAAGCUGCACGCCCAGCUGGGCGGCACGCUGCGCCUGCUUGACCAGGAGCGCGCGGCGGCGCGGGCGGCGGCUGGGAGCCUGUACGGACGGAUCGCCAGCCUUGAGCGCGCGCUACGCGCCGCGCGGGGCGAGGGCGAGGUGGUCCGGUCGAGGUCGUAG
This is a messenger RNA of Vanrija pseudolonga, 813 nucleotides long. RefSeq lists its product as uncharacterized. The coding region runs from base 1 to 813 and encodes 270 amino acids. The record is from RefSeq and is a predicted model, not a curated record. NCBI's taxonomy places the organism in Eukaryota, Fungi, Basidiomycota, Tremellomycetes, Trichosporonales, Trichosporonaceae. The transcript is spliced from 2 exons.